UGCGCACCUCUGCUCGCACCAGCAUCUCUAGCUAACGGCUUUGAAAUACAACUGACAACAAAGCACUCUGCAACAGCAGACAGGAGCGUUACGGAAUUAGACAUGCCACCAGUGAUCACCCUGGCACGAGCGGCGGGUGCGCGUUUACACCGGACGCGCGAGGUGCCGAAAAUUGAUGGGUCCGAAGGGGGCUUCAUCGGCCUCGUCGUCGGCCUCUGCGUCAUCAUCGUCAUCUGCUGCGCCGCCGUCUUCUACCUUCUCACCUACCACCAGCCCUCGCCCGCCGACCGCGCCCGCCGACGACAGCAACGCUCGUUCCACCACCGCCGCCAGAGUAGUUCCGGCAGUAUGCAUUCGUUCAAGGAGAAACUCACGGGGCUCUUCACCCGUAGCGGGCAGUCGCCCGCCCCGGCCUUUGGCCUCGCAAAGCGCGGACAGGGAUGGGUCCAGGCGGGGUCCGGCGAUGAGUGGGAGUCGGACUCGGGGGACGAGAGACAGCCGUCGCGCCGGACGAUGAACGACAUGGAGAGGGGCAGCACGCGUAGAGAUUCGCCCCCGCCAAACCACACUUCCGCCUCCGCAUCACACCACCCACCACCAAUAGCAUCGUCGGAAUCAUCAUCCGCGACCACCGUCGAGCUCGCAGCGCCGACGCCCGUGCGUCCGUUCGCGCAGGUGCACGUGGACCCAUUCGCGUCGCGGGGACGCUCCCCGUCGCCGCAGAGCACCGACAGCUUCCAGUCGACGACGUCAAGUCCGACGAGUCCCGUGCGGACGUUCGAGGGCGGCACGAAGUUCAAGGAGCAUCUAUAGCUGGUUCGUUCCAGGCCGGCCUAUGAAUGCAGGGACAGGGAGGGCAAAGUCGAGACGAUGUGCCGCGGUGCAUCAAGCUAUUUCGGUCGCGUGCCAAUUUAACACCAGACCACCCUCGUUGAUCGCGAUGUUGUGCUUUUAUUUCAGUUUCGUCUCCGAUUCAGAUGUGGACGGUGCUGCGUUUCUUCAUCAUCUGUCUAUGUGUAUGGGUGCUUCAGUAUGGGCUUGCAUGGUUCAGUGUCGAUGCUGUUUGCGGAUUCUCUUUCCUAUUUAUCGCCCCGUAUCCCUACAUAGGUACACCAGUCACGACGCUAAUGACCUCCCGCUGUACUAUCUCCCCCUUCUGCUUAGUCCCUCUCGUUUAUUGUACAAACCCUGGCAACAAUGAAAAGGGGAUGUGGCUGGAGGCCGUCCGAAGUAUCUGAACGACGGCGAUUGGCU
Molecule: messenger RNA, 1254 nt
Organism: Gloeophyllum trabeum ATCC 11539
Lineage: Eukaryota; Fungi; Basidiomycota; Agaricomycetes; Gloeophyllales; Gloeophyllaceae
Exons: 2
Coding region: 103-813 (236 amino acids)
Source: RefSeq, a predicted model, not a curated record